This is a messenger RNA of Misgurnus anguillicaudatus (oriental weatherfish), 1283 nucleotides long. It is a transcript of the gene dnajc22, whose product is annotated as DnaJ (Hsp40) homolog, subfamily C, member 22. Lineage: Eukaryota; Metazoa; Chordata; Actinopteri; Cypriniformes; Cobitidae. Gene Ontology annotation, cellular component: membrane. The record is from RefSeq and is a predicted model, not a curated record.
UUACCAAAGUCCAAACUGACGCAAAUGCGGAAGUCCAUAGGUUAUUUUAUUUUGAGAAAGUUCAUGAAUUAAAAUUAAAGUUGGCUUAAAGCAGUGAUUUUGCGCUCUGUUCCAUGCAGUCGUAUAUUUUCAUCACGAUCCUUGUCAUAACGCUUCUGCAACGUUGGUGUAUGAAGGUGAAUCUCUCAGUUACGCAGAUCCCGUGUGCAGCUAGAAUGACCCCAUGGCUAAGAAGCUCAUAAUAACAUAUGCCCUAUGGGCCAUGGGUGGACCACUUGGCCUUCAUCAUAUUUAUUUGGGUAGAGACAGCCAUGCCCUCUUGUGGAUGAUCACCUUGGGUGGUUUCGGCAUUGGGUGGAUGAGAGAGUUCUUCCGUAUUCCAUCAUACGUGAGUGAAGCCAAUCAGAAGGCAGGGGGAGCCCGCGAUAGACGCCCACCUGUCGCUCCACCACCAAUAGGCCUGAUUCGGUUUACCGGUCAGGUUUGUGUGGGCAUUUACUUUGGCUCAGUUGCUUUAAUAAGCCUUAGUUCUCUCAGUUUCUUCUACUUCCUUGUGCUGCCGCUGAGCAUAGGUGCAGGUGUGCACCUGGUGUCCUCUGUCGGCCAGCAGACUUCUGACCUCCAGAAAACUCUUGUUACGUGUAUAAUCACCUCAUCCAUCUUCUAUGGUAGCAGUGUGUCUCCACUCCCCAUCAGCAUAGCUGCCAGCAUCACUGCUGCACAACACCGCAUGUUAAAACCAAUGCAGCCUGCUGGAUAUCCACAAGAGCCACUGGGUCCUCGUCUGUAUCGUCUGAGUUUAGGCGUGAUUGCUUUCUCUGCACCGCUCGGAUACUGCUUCUUCCACAACACCACAGCCACGUUGUACUACAUAUCAGACUGUAUAGCAGCCCUGCUUGAUUUUUUCUGGUUCCUUCCUUGGCUCAAAGGGCUCCUGGAGUUCUUUCUCUUGUUGCCUUAUCGUAUUCUGUGUGCCGUGACGGGAGGGGGUUUCUAUGAGGACAGUUGGAAAAAAAUGUUGGAGAUACUUCUUAAUGAAUAUAGUAAAAAAGAAACAGAGGCUCUAAAGAUACUAUCAUUGCCCGAAGAAGCUUCUCUGGAGGAGAUAACUCGCAGUUACAGGGAACUGGCUAAAGUGUGGCAUCCAGACCACAACCCCAAGAGACAAACAGAGGCACAACAGAUGUUUAUUCAGAUCAAGGAAGCAUAUGAGAUACUUCUUCACAGGCACAAGCCACAACGAAGAAGAUGAUCUGAUAAAUAAAGAACAUACGUUUUCAAAG